CGGUGCAGUUCCGUCCUCCCGCCGCCAGUCGUCGCUGUUGCGCGGCGCUGUUGUCUCCGAGAACUCCCACCGUCACCCUGCCGUGCUUCUCUUCCGCCGGUCCGAGCCAACAUGGGACGAGUCAGGACCAAGACCGUCAAGAAGGCCGCCAGGGUCAUCAUCGAGAAGUACUACACUCGGCUGGGCAACGACUUCCACACCAACAAGAGGGUGUGUGAGGAGAUCGCCAUCAUCCCCAGCAAGCCACUACGCAACAAGAUCGCAGGGUAUGUGACUCACCUGAUGAAACGGAUCCAGCGAGGUCCAGUCAGAGGAAUCUCCAUCAAACUGCAGGAGGAGGAGAGAGAGAGGAGAGACAACUACGUCCCAGAGAUCUCUGCUCUGGACCUGGAACUCUUUGAGGUGGAUCCAGACACAAAGGAAAUGCUCAAAAUGCUGGACUUUGGCGGCCUUUCCAACCUUCAGGUCACUCAGCCAACCCUUGGGAUGAACUUCAAAACACCACGAGGACUGUAGCAUCACAUGUGAAGGCUCUGAAUAAAGACAAAACUAUUACUAA
Amphiprion ocellaris (clown anemonefish) is the source of this 559-nucleotide messenger RNA. RefSeq names its product ribosomal protein S17 (gene rps17). Gene Ontology annotation, cellular component: ribosome. The transcript has 5 exons. Gene Ontology annotation, molecular function: structural constituent of ribosome. The record is from RefSeq and is a predicted model, not a curated record. The coding region runs from base 112 to 516 and encodes 134 amino acids. Lineage: Eukaryota; Metazoa; Chordata; Actinopteri; Pomacentridae. Gene Ontology annotation, biological process: translation.